Ectocarpus sp. CCAP 1310/34 is the source of this 1965-nucleotide messenger RNA. The record is from the annotation of a GenBank genome assembly. NCBI's taxonomy places the organism in Eukaryota, Phaeophyceae, Ectocarpales, Ectocarpaceae.
GUUGAACGUGCCGAACGAUAGGUCGCCCUCUCGUGCCUUCUUCUUCACAGCCGCCUUGACGGCCGCUGCGGUCUCGUGUCUCUCUCGGUCCACCUCGCGUUGCGAAUGUGCUUUCUUCCGUAUUUUGCGAGCGGCGACUUUCCUCGCAUCAAUCCAUCUCUGCAGAGCUCGGUUCUUGCCUGUGGUGUUUUGACGAGGAGGGUGCAGCACUCCCUCCCCGCGGUGCCCGCGGUUGUCUCCCUUCUCCCGCGAGCGGUGCUUACUGACGUGGUGUUUCCGAAUAUCUCUACUCCUCCAGCUUCGUGGGCCACGCUUUCCGCCAUGGUGGUUGCCAGGUGCAGUUUGCCGCUUUGCAUUACUGCCGCGGGAACAGUGUCCAUACACACCUCUCGCCACUACCACCGUCUGGGCAUCCUCACCGCCACGCUGAGCCAGCGCGGCGGUGAGUUGCACCUUGGGACACCACCCGCCUACUAUCUGUUGUGUCCUGGUUCGCCCGCGAGGGACUCACUAGGUCGAUUUCGGCCCCGGCCGGGGAGCAGGCCGAGGGGGGGUCAGGCGAAAGCGUUAGAUCUGGAAUACACGUCGUCGUCAACGGCGGAGGAGAGCGACUCUGCUAUGUCAACGCUACCACCGUCACCAUUAAGCGAUCCCCGUGUCACCGCGGCGCACGAUCCAAUCGCCGGCAGCACCGAUGGCGCCCAGGUCAAAUCGGCCCCACCGCCUCCGCCUACAGUACCCCCAUCGCUACCUGCGAGCGCGCACAAUGGUGUUGCCGCCGCUGCCACCACUGACGGUACGCGAGGAGAGAACACGGUGUCGGCUAAAUAUGCCAGGGAAGGACGAGUUGAAAAAACGACCCCUGGAUUGGUGGAGAAGCUGAAACCACCGCCCAAGAGCACAGAGAAGAAGGCUGAGCGAGCUCAUGUCCGUGACGAGUUUUCGUUCCUCGCCAACAAAGAACGCCAGUUGGUGGCACGUCAAGACCGGUGGGCCGUGACCCCUGACACCUGGAGAUCGUGGGAGAGGCUCCGGCUGAUCGUGAAUCUGGGGUACACAAGUGUGGGCUCGCUUUGCCAGAACCAACGCUACGUCUACCAGGAGGUUGAGAACUGGAUCAACGGUUCUCCGAAAAGUCAAUUCCGGCGAUCUCGAACGCACUUCCUCAGAAAAGAAUUGGCGAGCGGUGGCGGCGGUGCCACAGAGGGCGCUGCUGUAGUCUGCGCUACACGUCCCGCCGCCGCCACUCCACUUACGGACAGCACGGGGCAUGCAAGCACCAAGAUGCUGCUGCCGAGAUCCCUACCUUGUGCGCGGUCAAGCUCUACGAAAAAAGAUGGUGGCAGAGCAAGGAAAAGUAGCGGCGCCAACGCCAACGCCCGCAGCAACCGCGACGGCCCUCAGGAUGGUUCCGGGGCCACAGUUGUGAAACCGACCGGGUGCGCCAAGUUCAACAACCGCAACGGAGACGCCAAGCGGGGUAGGAGUGUGGCGGCACCACAACAAGAGGACGUUGGCGGAAGACGUUCCUGUGCUUCGACGGGAAAAGCACGGCGGAAGAUUCAAGGGCGGGCGAGAGGCCAUGCGGACGCUUCUGCCGGCGCCGGAAAGAAGAAAAACAUGGGACCGGCCACCGAGAGAGCUGCAACUACCAUAGCGACGACGAAGGUGACCCUCACUGAACGUGAGCGACGGGUACGAUCGGAGUCUGAAGACCGGGGGGCCAAGAAACACGUCAGCUCGGCAGAGAAUGGCCGUCAACCGCGGAUUGCAAGCUCUACGCUGAAGGCGACAAUCUCACGUCGGAAGAGACGAAUAUUUGAAUCUGACGACGAAGAAGAGCACGCUGUGCAUGCAACAACGGUGAACAAGGUUGUGCGCAAGGGUGGUGACAAGAGAGUGUGUGUGACCGCAGGAGCGUCCAAGGUUGGCAACGGCGGGAUGGGACGCCGACCAUUCCAAUAA